Molecule: messenger RNA, 1539 nt
Organism: Opisthorchis viverrini
Lineage: Eukaryota; Metazoa; Platyhelminthes; Trematoda; Opisthorchiida; Opisthorchiidae
Exons: 4
Coding region: 1-1539 (512 amino acids)
Source: RefSeq, a predicted model, not a curated record
AUGACGAAAUGGUUGGCACCAUCCGAAAACGUCAAAAUAGUGAAAAAGUUUGCUCAGAAUCUUUCCACAGUAUUGAAUGAAAAUUACGAUGUUCCAUACAAAAUGAUGAAGGAAAUCUGGCAAAGGUCAUUCAUCGAUUACUUUGAAAAUGAAGGUAGUAUCCUCACGGAUAGCAAACUUUAUGGCCUUCCAAAAAUCCAUAAACUAGAUGUCCCGGGGAGACCGAUAGUAGACGGACUAGGUUCCCCACCGCAUGAACUGGCCAGAUUCUUGGCCGGCAUUUUAAAGCCCCUCAUUGGGAAAUCUAGUAAUUACAUUAAGAAUUCAUUGGACUUCGCCAACAAACUUUUAAAGCCCCUCACUGGGAAAUCUAGUAAUUACAUUAAGAAUUUAUUGGACUUCGCCAACAAAGCAGUGGGUGUCACUGUUGAACCAGAUGACAUCCUCGUAAGCUUUGAUGUGAAAUCGUUAUAUACAAACGUUCGAAAAGGGGAUUCUUUAGAAAUAGCCAAGCGACUACUGUUGGCGGACACCACCCUUCCAGAACGGACACAGCUUACGGUAGAUGAAAUAGUGGAAGGCAUAAAAGCAUGUCUGAAUCUCACCCACUUCGUUUUUGACUCAGUGGCUUGCACUCAAGAACAAAGUAUAGCAAUGGGAUCUCGAAUAUCCCCGGUUUGGGCGAAUAUAUUUGUGGAAGAAUUUGAACAGAGAGCUUUGGCCGGAUUCCCCUACCUACCUAAGAUAUUUUGGCGGUAUGUAGAUGCCACUUUCGCCGUCAUGAAACGGGACAAGGUUAGUGAGUUUUACAAUUACCUGAACGAACUGAGUCCACAGAUCGAAUUAAGUAUGGAGAUGGGGUCAGCCUUGGGUUGGGGGGAACUAAAGACCACAGUGUACGAGAAGCCAACCAACACUGGGGCAGUUUUGAACUACUCGUCUCCCUAUCUAAAGUCGGUGUACGCAAGUAUUGCGUCGUCGAUGUUUAGGCCUGCAAGGGCCUUGUGCACAGAAGAAGUUGAUCGGACAGCGAUCAAAAUUGAAGUGAAGAGCAAACUUCGGGGUAGUGGAUAUCCAGCUAGCUUGAUUAAGCGUCAGCUGCGAAGGGUGUUGGUACCGGUAGGGAAACCCACCAGGGAAUGGAUCGGGACCGCUGUUAUUCCAUAUAAACCAGGGACAUUUGAGGUCAUUCAAAUAAUUCUAAACACGCCUAACAUAAGAGUAGCUUUCCAAAGGGGGAAAACUCUGCGCUGUGCACUGCUGCAAUCGAAGGAUCGCCUCCCGGCAAACAGAACCAGGGACUGUGUCUACAAAUAUAAGUGUAAUGACUUCACCAAGACGGUCAGGGAACUACACAUCAGAGUCGGAAAGCAUAGUAGAAAAAUAAAGAGGCCACCGAGAAACGCAGAUGAAUAUCAGGCGUUACUGAAAGACUCGGCAUUUGCGGAACACGCACUGGACACGGGACAUAAAAUAGACUUAGGAAAUGUUGAGGCUUUGAGGCGAGGACUACGAUUAACGUCACAGACUGAUCGCUGA